Molecule: messenger RNA, 1761 nt
Organism: Anopheles marshallii
Lineage: Eukaryota; Metazoa; Arthropoda; Insecta; Diptera; Culicidae
Exons: 2
Coding region: 1-1761 (586 amino acids)
Source: RefSeq, a predicted model, not a curated record
AUGAAACCCAUCAGCCAACAAUCGCUUUCCGGAGUUUUCCGAAACAUUUUUCUGCUGCACGCUUACCUGGGCAGCGCACAAUCUACACUGGUAGAAAUGGUGGAUGCAAUAGCUACGUUCGAUAACACUAGCGGUACGUAUGGAACAAACGUUUGCAUAUUUACCACCAGCAACUCUUCGCUUCCAACAAUUGCUCCUCUCCUAAUUCCGACUUUGCUGGCAAAGUAUCCAACGACAUUUUUGAAGAUGAACGAUUACGUCUACGUUGAGUCCGCGAACCUGGCGACUUUAGUGCUGCUGGAUCUAACGGGCUACCGUUACGAGUUUCCUUUUCGCUUCAUACAAAAGCGCCUUAGCCAACAUCCAUGCUACAGGAAAUCGGCCAAAUUUGUCAUUCUGAUGGGUGCCACCAGCUUUCAGCGAAAGGAAACGGCGGUAGCGUAUAUGGAAAAGUUCUCGAUCCUGAACUAUAUACUCAUACCGGUGACUAAUUCAUCGAGUUCGUUGACGGUGUACACUAAGCAUCAGUUCACCGAUCAGGAGUACUACUUUCGUUCGGACGAUCGACCAGUGCAACAAUUCUUCCCCGACAAACUACGCAACAUUAAUGGCUACAAGUUCCAGAUGCACGGUAUCACCGCCUAUCCCUAUAUGGUGUUCGACGACGAGGGAUAUGUUUACGGUUUGGUGCCAAAUUUUUUGAAGAUAGUAAUCCGAGAACGAUGUAACGGUACGAGUUCCUUGACAGAGAACUCAAAACUACGUGCUGCACUGGACGGAUAUUUCAACAUUGAAGAAGAACGUUUGAGCUAUCAACAUACGUUAUACUUCCGGGAAGAGUCGGGCAUUCACAUCGUUUGUCCAGUUCGGACGGUGCGCGAUUUCCUGCGUCAUCUGUUGAAACCGUUUUCGAUUGGGAUUUGGCUCAUUCUCGCCGGCCUGUUCGCUUUCUGCCGUGUCGUACAGAUCCUGUUUCCGGACCUGUACCGAUACGAUUUGAUCGCACUCACCUUUUUCGGUGGUGGUGGUAUCGAGUAUCAGCAACCAUUUACGUUCCGUGUUAUCACGCUGACACUCGCGGUGCUGGUAUUCUUCCUGUCGGAAGCAUACAAUACCAAAAUUAUCUCGCUAAUGUCGUUGGCAAAAUUUUACGAACAACCGCAAACGAUCGAUGAGCUACGUAAUUCAGAUUUUCGAAUUCUCUCGUCCCGUGCCGGCACCGAAUUUUUGGGUCCUAUAUCGAACAACUUUUUGUCGUACCCUGCAACACUGCGUGCGGAACGGCGGCUUGGGUUUCGGGUGCUCGAACAUUACUGCUCAAUGAUGCACCUGGGAAACGCGUGGAUAGCCGUAUCGCAGGCGAUGAAUAAUCUUUACGUUGGGCUGUACAUCGUGGAAGAACCACUGCUAAUCAACAAAAAUCUCAUCCAGCUCGCCCAGCACUCACCAUUUUUCGAUCUGUUUGUAAAGAUAUUCGGAUUGUUGAAUGAUAGCGGUGUGUGGACUUACAUGUUAACACAGUCAAAGGCGAUGCUGUAUGAAAGUAUAGAGGAAGCACCAUUUCAGGAGGUCAUUUUCUUUUUCAAUGAUUUAUACUGUGUGUGGAUACUGAUCGUUGUUGGAUGGUUGAUCAGUACCGUGUGUUUUGUGGGCGAAAUCGUCAUAGCAAAGUUUAGGCAACGGAAAUUAAGACGCGCUAAAAGGUUCCUUAAUGUAGCUCGAAAAUAUCGCUUUGUAAAAGCUUGGUAUAAUCCACACUGA